This is a messenger RNA of Pneumocystis jirovecii RU7, 816 nucleotides long. RefSeq lists its product as uncharacterized. The coding region runs from base 1 to 816 and encodes 271 amino acids. The transcript has 7 exons. Gene Ontology annotation, biological process: ribosome biogenesis. Lineage: Eukaryota; Fungi; Ascomycota; Pneumocystomycetes; Pneumocystales; Pneumocystaceae. Gene Ontology annotation, cellular component: ribonucleoprotein complex. The record is from RefSeq and is a predicted model, not a curated record.
AUGAAAGCAAAAUACUAUCUUUUUCAUAUCAAAUUUCAAUUAUCUUCUAAAGCAGAUUCCGGAAAAACUGUGACGAAAUCUUUUCCAACAUCUAAAGCAACUGAGAAAUUAAAACAUAAAAACCCUCUUUUCGAAAAAAGGCCCAAAAAUUUCGGUAUUGGUCAAGAUAUCCAACCUAAACGUGAUUUAACACGUUUUGUUAAAUGGCCUCGUUAUAUACGGCUUCAAAGACAAAGGAGAGUUCUUUAUAUGCGUUUAAAAGUCCCUCCUGCUAUUUCACAGUUUCAGUUUACUUUGGAUAAAAACACAGCAAUUCAACUUUUUAAGCUUCUUAAUAAAUAUAGACCUGAAACUAAAAUUGAAAAAAAACAACGGCUUCUUAAAAAGGCAGAAGAAAGUCUGGAAGAAGCUUCGAUUAAAAGCUUUGGAAAAAAACCAUUUUUCGUUAAGCAAAUGUCUCUUAUCGAAAACAAAAAAGCAUCUCUUGUAGUAAUUGCAAGUGAUGUUGAUCCUAUUGAGCUGGUUGUGUACCUUCCCGCACUUUGUCGAAAAAUGGGUAUUCCUUAUUGUAUUGUGAAAGGCAAGGCACGUCUUGGAGCAGUUGUUCAUAAGAAAAAUUCAACAGCUCUUGCUUUUACUGAAGUUAAAUCUGAAGACAAAAAUACUUUAGCUACUCUAAUUACUGCUAUUAAGGUUAAUUAUAAUGAUAAAUACGAUGAAUCUAGACGUAUAUGGGGAGGUGGCAUAAUGGGUCAAAAAAGUAUCGAUGCUACUAUUAAAAAACAAAAAAUUAAUAAUCGAUCCACUAAAAUUUAA